This is a messenger RNA of Staurois parvus, 246 nucleotides long. Lineage: Eukaryota; Metazoa; Chordata; Amphibia; Anura; Ranidae. The record is from the annotation of a GenBank genome assembly.
AAGACACACCUGAAAACCUCUGAAAGUGGCUUUUCAUGGGCUACAUGUCUGUAUUGGGGCCAGGGGGCACAGGGGCGGACUGACAACUCAUGGGGCCCCCAGGCAAUAGGGGAUCAUGGGGCCCCUGUGUCCUUGCCCAAACUCAAAAAAGCCUAUGAAAAAGGUCCCAGGGGCAUCUCAUGGGGCCCCCUACUGACCCCGGGCCCUCGGGCAGUGCCUGAGUUUCCAAAUGGUCAGUCCGCCCCU